CGCGCGGUGUGUAAAAGAUCCCGGCCUGGGAACAAAGCCUCGCGCCGCCUUUGUUCCGGGCAGCUGGGGUUCCCGCCCCCGCGCCCCCCCAGGCUCUGCAGCGGGGGGCGCGCGCGCGGCCAGAGGAUGCGAUCGCCGCUGCCACCGCCACCGAUGAGGUGCCUGCAAUAACUCAGGAUCCUAUUCAUCAUCCUUGGACCCUCCAGCCCUCAAAACCCGGGACACCUGGGGAGCCUGCAUCCACUCCUGGCUGAUUGAUAAAUGGAGACUCCUCAGCCAGUACGCCCGUGACAGCCCCUCCUCGCAAGCACCCCGCCUGAAACCUCAUUACAGCGGAGCGGGCUUUCUGCGGAGCGCACAGCGUGGGGCCGAGCCGGCAUCUCAACUGCAUCAGCUCGGCGCAGCCAGCCAGCCAGCCAGCGCCCACUGUCGCGGUGCCAGGCGCCCAGUACCAACCGGGGACCAGAAAUACCGCCGUGAGCCGACCCAGCCUGCCCCAGCCCUGGUGGGACUGACAGGCCAGAGGGCUCAGCGGAUAACAAAAGGAGCAAGAGAAGCAAACGUGUCUGUGGAAGGAAGGACCCCGGCACGGCAGGGAGAGAGGCAGGUGUCUGACGGCAGGCGGAGGUGACGAGAGGACAGACUCCCGGGCACGGCCGGGGGGCCUGGACGGAGGGAAGAAGACAGUCUCUUAGGUGGUGCCUCACACAUCAGAUGGAUGGUUUCUAGCCUGCUCCCCAACCCCACCUCGGCCGAGUGUUGGGCGGCCCUCCUGCGCGAUCCCAUGACUCUUGAUAUGGACGCGGUCCUGUCAGACUUUGUUCGGUCCACGGGGGCAGAACCGGGUCUGGCCAGGGACCUGCUGGAAGGCAAGAACUGGGACCUGUCGGCCGCCCUGAGCGACUAUGAGCAGCUCCGGCAGGUGCACACGGCCAACCUCCCGCACGUCUUCAACGAGGGCCGGCCCCCGAAGCCGCCGGAGCGCCCGCCCGCGCAGCCCGGGCACAAGGCGGAGCGCGCCUGCCCGCCGAGACCGGAGGACAGCGCCCAAGAGAAGCGCCUGUCCCGGGGCAUCUCGCACGCCAGCUCCGCCAUCGUGUCGCUGGCGCGGUCCCACGUGGCCAGCGAGUGCAGCAGCGAGCAGUGCCCCCUGGAGAUGCCCAUCUACACCUUCCAGCUGCCGGACCUGAGCGUGUACAGCGAGGACUUCCGCGGCUUCAUCGAGCGCGACCUCAUCGAGCAGGCCACCAUGGUGGCCCUGGAGCAGGCGGGUCGCCUGAACUGGUGGUCCACGGUGUGCACCAGCUGCAAGCGGCUCCUGCCUUUGGCCACGACCGGCGACGGGAACUGCCUCCUGCACGCCGCCUCCCUGGGCAUGUGGGGCUUCCACGACCGCGACCUGGUCCUGCGCAAAGCCCUCUACACCAUGAUGCGGACGGGGGCCGAGCGGGAGGCCCUGAAGCGGAGGUGGCGCUGGCAGCAGACGCAGCAGAACAAGGAGUCAGGGCUGGUGUACACCGAGGACGAGUGGGAGCGGGAGUGGACGGAGCUGCUCAAGCUGGCCUCCAGCGAGCCCCGCACGCACUCCAGCAAGAACGGCGGGGGCUCGGGCGGCGGCGUGGACAACGCCGAGGACCCCGUGUACGAGAGCCUGGAGGAGUUCCACGUCUUCGUCCUGGCCCACAUCCUGCGGAGGCCCAUCGUGGUGGUGGCCGACACGAUGCUGAGGGACUCGGGCGGAGAAGCCUUCGCCCCGAUCCCGUUCGGGGGGAUCUACCUGCCCCUGGAGGUGCCUCCCAACCGUUGCCACUGCUCCCCGCUGGUCCUGGCCUAUGACCAAGCCCACUUCUCCGCCCUGGUGUCCAUGGAGCAGCGGGACCAGCAACGGGAGCAAGCCGUGAUCCCGCUCACGGACUCGGAGCACAAGCUGCUGCCGCUGCACUUCGCGGUGGACCCGGGGAAGGACUGGGAAUGGGGCAAGGACGACGGCGACAACGCGCGGCUGGCGCACCUGAUCCUGUCGCUCGAGGCCAAGCUGAACCUGCUGCACAGCUACAUGAACGUGACGUGGAUCCGGAUCCCCUCGGAGACGCGGGCCCCCCUGGCGCAGCCGGAAUCCCCCACGGCCUCGGCGGGCGAGGACGUGCAGUCCCUGGCCGACUCCCUGGACUCGGACCGCGACUCGGUGUGUAGCAACUCCAACAGCAACAACGGCGGCGGCGGCGGCGGCGGCGGCAAGCACCCCGGCGGCAAGGACAGCAAGGACAAGGACAGCAAGGACAAGGACAGCAAGGACCACAAGGAGAAGACGCGCAAGGACAAGGACAAGGCGCGCGCCGACUCCGUGGCCAACAAGCUGGGCAGCUUCAGCAAGACGCUGGGCAUCAAGCUCAAGAAGAACAUGGGCGGCCUGGGCGGCCUGGUGCACGGCAAGAUGGGCCGCGCGGGCUCCGCCAAUGGCAAGGGCGGCGCAGGCGGAGGCGCAGGCGGAGGCGGAGGCACCGGCGGCACCGGCGGCGGCGGGGACGCAGCGCCCCCCGAGCGCGCCAAGGACCACCGCAAGGCCAAGUCGCGCAAGGGCAGCAAGGAGGAGUCUGGCACAUCUGCCAGCAGCACCUCGCCGUCGGAGAAGACGGCCACGCCGUCGCCCACGGACAAGGACAAGGCGGACAAGGCGGGGCCCCGCAGGGAGGACGCCUGGAAAUACAGCACCGACGUCAAGCUGAGCCUCAACAUCCUGCGCGCCGCCAUGCAGGGCGAGCGCAAGUUCAUCUUCGCCGGCCUGCUGCUCACCAGCCACCGGCACCAGUUCCACGAGGAGAUGAUCGGCUUCUACCUGACGAGCGCGCAGGAGCGCUUCAGCGCCGAGCAGGAGCAGAGGCGCCGCGAGGCCGCCGCCGCCGCCGCCGCCGCCACGGGCGCGCCGCCCACCGCCAAGCGGCCGCCGCCGCCGCCCCGCAGCACCAGCAGCAGCAGCAGCAGCAGCUGCAGGCCCGAGCCCGAGGGCGCGCCCGCGGUCCCCGAGCGCCCGCCCGCCGUCCCCGAGCGCCCUCCGGCCGUCCCCUCGCCAACCACGCAGCUGGUGCUGAAGUUCAAGGAGCGCCCAAGCCCCGGGCCAGCGACGGUUCCAAGGGCCAUGCGCGCGGCGGUGGCCGGCGGCGGCACGGCCUCCCCCGGCCACGGGAGCGCACGGCGCGCCGGUGCCAGCGCCAGCGGAGCCGUCCUCGGGCGCAGCCCCCCGGCGCGCCAGAGCGUCAUCCACGUGCAGGCGCGGGACGAGGCGUGCGCCCCGGCCGUGGGCGCGCUGCGGCCCUGCGCCACGUACCCGCAGCAGAACCGCUCGCUGUCCUCGCAGACCUACAGCCCCGCGCGCUCCCGCGCCUCCCCGGCCUCCGCCGCUUCCCUGCGCACCGUCCACACCGUGGAGUCGCUGGCGCGCGCCGUGCCGGGGGCCCUAGCGUGCGGUGCGGUGGGGACCUCCUCGGGCACAGCAGCGGCCGCGGAGCCCAAAUCGCAGACCUACACCAACGGCUUCGGGGGCACCGCCAGCCUGGAGUUCGCAGACGCCGACGCACCGCCACCGGUCGCGCCGCGCCCGAUCGAAGGGGGUGGCCGAGCCGCCCCCGCCCCGGCCCCCGCCCCCGGGCCGGGCCCGCUGCAGCAGCGGUGCCUGCGGGACAACUGCUCCUUCUACGGGCGCGCCGAGACCGAGCACCUGUGCUCCUACUGCUACCGGGAGGAGCUGCGGCGCCGGCGGCACGAGGCGCGCGGGGGGCCCCGGCCCUGAGCGCGCGCCCCACCCCGCUCCUUGGAGAGGGCAAGGAGGACGCGCGGUCUCCACGCACGCUCUCGCUCUCGGUGUCUUUUUCCUUUUUUACGCGCGCGCCCUGGCCACCCCGGAAGGCCUGGCCGGCGACCCCGCGUGUCAGCAGCAGCGCCGUGUCGGGGUCCCACAGUGCCUCCUGAUGCCCGGACCUCCUCCACAGACCCCACACUCAGGUAGUAAGACGGAUAGGAGACAAGUCAUACCGCCGCCGGCAGCUGUGGGUGCGCGCCUGCUCGCAUCCGCCUCGCCCCGUGGACACACUCACACAGCCAUGGCAACAAGUAUUUUUUUUUGUUCCGGAAUAAAGGACAUGGGCAGCCUUUGUUUUGUUUUGUUUUUUAGAAGGGAGUGUUUUUUUACAUCUUUUAUUUUUUAUGUUUGUUUUUUUUUCCUUUUUUCCUACGUCAGCCACUGACCUCUUCCAUGCAAGUGGCCACGUGUGUGCGCUCUCGGGGGCGAACCCUGGAUAGAUGGAGAAGCCAGGACUGCGCGGUGGCCGCUCCGGCUGGUGGGCGCCACCUGCUUCCCCUCCGUGGGCCCCUGGAGGAGAGAGGGGGCGCUUGGCCUCGCGCCCACGCUCUGGGGGCUCCCCGAGGCCCUCCCUGUAGGCUCUCCAUCUCAUCAGCAAAGACUCCUCCCACAGGGCCGCCCUCCCCGCCCGCCGCUGGAGCACCACUCACACUGCCAUCCGAUGGGCACCGGAGGACAACCUACCUCGCAGGGCGCGCGCGCAUGCUCGCGCGGAGAGGUGUGGCGAUGGAUGGCCCCGGGGGUGGGCAGCUCAGGCAGCGGCAGCACAGCUCCAAAGACUCCUCCUCGGGUCCCCCGAAAGCCAGGCUCCGAACUGCCCAGCUCUGAGCCAAGUCUCCCCCCAAGACUGUCCCGUGGAGGCCGGUGCCCCACGGGGGGAGAGGAGAGGCGGGACAGGGAGCCUCCGGUCACUGUGGAAGUCCCCCACGAGGCUGCUCCGACACCAGGCUGCGCCUCUCUCCCACCCCCACCCCACCCCGCCCGCCUCUGCCUGGGUUCAGCCGGGCACAGGGCAGCCAUGCCUAUGGGAUGGGGUUUGGGGGGGAGGGGUCCCCCUGCCCCUGGCUCCAUACCACAUGGAGGGGGCAGCCCCCUCUCGAAGGGGCCUCUUUUUUUGGUGCCUCCUACAUUUUUUUCUUGAGGAAAAAAAACAAAACAAAAAAAAAAACCAAAAAAAAAAAAUGUGUCCUUAGCUAUAGCUCGUUCUGUGCAGCAAUAGGCAGCCUCCAGCGCCCACGUUUACCUCCGGAGUUUCUCGGCCCUGGCCCAGGCCCCAGCUUCCGCCCUGGUGACCAAGAGAGACGGAGGGGAAGACGGGGACCCUCGCCGCCACCACCACCGCCGGGGAGCGGAGCUCAGGGGAGCCUCUCAGGAGACACUCCCCCCCCCCACCCCGCACCGGGGACCCUCCCGCAGGGGGAGCGCCCCGGGGACCCCCCCGGAAGGGCAGGAGGCAGAUACCAUCUCGCCAUCGGAGCUGGCGUCUCCUGCAGAGAGGACGCUUAUCCCGGACAUAAAAGAGCAGCAAAAAAAAAAAAAAAAAAAAAAAAAAAAAAAAAAAAAAAAAUUAUAUACAUAUAUAUAUACAUACAUGGGAGGGAGGGGAUUAUUUUUUACUUGUUUGAAGAAUUAUAAUAAACUAAUUUGAGUAU
Messenger RNA from Pipistrellus kuhlii (Kuhl's pipistrelle), 5508 nucleotides. RefSeq names its product OTU deubiquitinase 7A (gene OTUD7A). Gene Ontology annotation, molecular function: DNA binding; K63-linked polyubiquitin modification-dependent protein binding; zinc ion binding. Gene Ontology annotation, cellular component: nucleus; cytoplasm. Gene Ontology annotation, biological process: protein deubiquitination involved in ubiquitin-dependent protein catabolic process; protein K63-linked deubiquitination; protein K11-linked deubiquitination. NCBI's taxonomy places the organism in Eukaryota, Metazoa, Chordata, Mammalia, Chiroptera, Vespertilionidae. The transcript is spliced from 16 exons. Bases 719 to 3787 code for a protein of 1022 amino acids. The record is from RefSeq and is a predicted model, not a curated record.